Molecule: messenger RNA, 234 nt
Organism: Pestalotiopsis fici W106-1
Lineage: Eukaryota; Fungi; Ascomycota; Sordariomycetes; Amphisphaeriales; Sporocadaceae
Product: DNA-directed RNA polymerases I, II, and III subunit RPABC5
Exons: 4
Coding region: 1-234 (77 amino acids)
Biological process (GO): transcription by RNA polymerase II; tRNA transcription by RNA polymerase III; transcription by RNA polymerase I
Cellular component (GO): RNA polymerase I complex; RNA polymerase III complex; RNA polymerase II, core complex
Molecular function (GO): zinc ion binding; DNA binding; DNA-directed RNA polymerase activity
Source: RefSeq, a predicted model, not a curated record
AUGAUUAUUCCAAUCCGCUGUUUCUCGUGUGGCAAGGUCACCGGUGACCUGUGGGAGAGAUACCUGAAGCUCGUGGAUGACGGCGCGACGGAUGGUGAGGCCAUGGACCAGCUCGGUCUCAAGCGUUACUGCUGUCGCCGCAUGAUCAUGACGCACGUCGAUCUGAUUGAGAAGCUCCUCAAGUACACCCCCGAGGGACGACACGAGAAGAAGGUCACACUCCACCGUGGCUAG